CAGGCGUUAGUGGUCAGUCUGCAGACGGAGGCUCAGCUGACACACUGACAAAUCUGUACAGUGUGUGUGAAUUGAUCAGUUUUCUGUCAGUUUUUGAGCGAGAGACAAACACCUCCGCAGCCAUGACCACCUUCGAUGACAUCCUGGAAGAAGCAGGGAAGUUCGGCCGCUCUCAGAAGCGGAUCUUCGCCCUGCUCUGCAUGGUGUCCAUGCCCUGGGCCGGUGUGUACGUCGGCAUCGUGUUCCAGGGUUUCACCCCGGAUCACUGGUGUCGAGACUCGGCCGUGGUGGACAUGAGGCAGUCAUGCGGCUGGAGCCUGGCAGACAGUCGCAGGCUGACGGUGCCUCUGGUCAACAGCUCCGGAGUGAUGCAGCAGAGCACCUGUGAGCAGUACGUGGUGGACUGGAACGCCACAGCACUCACCUGUGACACAGAGGAGCUGGACCUCAGCAAAACUCCUAUGACGGCCUGCAGAGAAGGAUGGGAGUACGAUUACGAGGGAAGACAGUCCUUUGUUACCGAGUUUGACCUGGUGUGUUCAGACAGUUGGUUGGUGGAUAUGUACCAAGCCACUCUCAACGUGGGCUUCCUGGUUGGGAGUAUCGCCAUUGGUUACUUGGCUGACAGGUUUGGUAGAAAGAUGAGCUUCCUGAUGUCCAACCUGUUGAAUGGGAUUGCAGGAAUCCUGGUGGCAGUGGCUCCAGACUACGUGUCUCUUCUGGUUUUCAGAACUCUCUAUGGGUUCGGAGUGAAAGGAGGCUGGGUGGCCGGAUACGUGCUGAUCACAGAGAUCGUGGGAGUUGAGUACAGACGCACAGUGGGAGUCAUUUACCAGAUGUUCUUCAGCGUCGGCAUCCUCAUCCUCCCUCUGCUUGCCUACUAUAUCACCGACUGGCGCUGGCUGCAGGUCGCCAUCACCAUCCCCUACAUCAUCUUCCUGUCCUACUACUGGUUUAUCCCAGAGUCUCCAAGAUGGCUUCUCUCUCAGAAUAAAAAGUCCAAAGCUGUGGAGAUCACUGAGGCCAUGGCCAAAGAGAACAAGAUGACGCUGUCCAAGAACAUCGAGACUCUGACAGAUGAUAAUGCCGAAUCCUGCACUGCCUCCUUCAUGGACCUGAUCAGAACUCCAAAAAUGAGAAAACACACUUUCAUCCUCAGCUACAACUGGUUCACCAGCGCUGUGGUCUACCAGGGUUUGAUCAUGAGGCUGGGUAUUCUGGGAGGAAACGUCUACAUCGACUUCCUCAUCUCCGGCUUGGUGGAGUUCCCUGCUGCCUUCCUCAUCCUCUUCACCAUUGAACGUAUCGGCAGGCGCAUUCCCUUCGCCACCGCCAACAUCGUAGCUGGAGCCGCCUGCUUUAUCACCGCCCUCAUCCCUGACAGUAUGUUCUGGUUUAAGACAGUGGUGGCCUGCAUCGGUCGGCUGGGCAUCACCAUGGCCUUUGAGAUGGUGGUGUUUGUGAACACUGAGCUCUACCCAACAUUUGUCAGGAACCUGGGAGUGUCAGUUUGCUCUACUCUGUGUGAUGUCGGAGGCAUUGUAGCCCCCUUCCUGCUCUACAGACUGGCUGUCAUCUGGCUGGAGCUGCCUCUCAUCAUCUUUGGCACUUUGGCUUUCCUGGCCGGUGGUUUGGUGCUGCUGCUUCCUGAGACCAGAGGUGUGCCGCUACCUGACACCAUUGAUGACAUCGAGUUCCCAGAAAAAGUGAAGGAGAAAGCUGCACUGAACAGCCAGCAGCUGGACAACCUGCUGCCCAACGACGACGUCACAACCAACAAAGAACCAGCAACUGUUUAAUCUCCCUCUGUGACCAAAGUAUUUAUUUAUGUUGUGUGCAGUGUUGCUUGUAGAUACAUCAAGUCCUAUCUUUGAUUUUUGUUUUUUAAUGAGCUUUGUCAAAGUUUUUGGUGUCUGUCUGCGACCCGCAGAGAAUGAACUGCAGCUGUAAAGUUUCUGUGUUAAGCCUCGGUGAUGAAUGACGUUGGAUGACUUAGUAAAAUGUGUGUACAGAGAGUGGGUGUGUGGACUCAAGUGUUAGGAUAUCAUCAGAAUUAUUAUAGAAAUGUAUUAUUAAAUUAUUAAAGAGUUUUCUUUGAACACAA
Molecule: messenger RNA, 2104 nt
Organism: Epinephelus moara (kelp grouper)
Lineage: Eukaryota; Metazoa; Chordata; Actinopteri; Perciformes; Serranidae
Product: solute carrier family 22 member 2-like
Exons: 11
Coding region: 123-1799 (558 amino acids)
Biological process (GO): transmembrane transport
Cellular component (GO): membrane
Source: RefSeq, a predicted model, not a curated record